GCAGUCUGGAACACUCUGCGAAGCGCUGCAUUUUUGAGGAGGCUGAGUCCUGACAGUGACACAUCAUGGCUUCCACCACAGCUGUUCAAGGCGCCUUUCAUGGCUGCAUAACAAGCAGAUUCAUGCCUGCAGGCUCCCUUUCUACUGCAGGAGCACGCCAGUCAGCCUUUUCUUUUGUACAAGCUGGCGGGAGAGAGGUCCAUAAUGCAGGGUGUGGUCGGCGCAGACGUUCACCCCCCCUCACCAACCAAUCAGUGCCGGGCACAGCAUUUCUCCAGCAUUGCAAGUUGCCCCCUUCUAGCAACUUUCUGGGGACUUCUGUAAACAUUCAAAAAAGGACGCCCAGAAUAUCACAGCGAAGGAGCUCAAUAAAAGCAGUUACAGCCACGGAAAGAGAGGUCGAAGCCGGUCAAACGAGCCGGUCAGAAGAGUUUGUGGCGGCCGUGGAAGGCGGCUCUGAGCUGAGCAGACAACUGCAGAGCGAGCUUCAGCAGAAGACCGACAAACUACAGCAGCUACAGACAGAGAUUGACAACCUUUACAACUGCACAUUUUCGAAUGUACAGCUUGAGCAGGGGGUAGAGAAAGAGGGCAGGAAAGAGGGAGAAGUCGUUGCUCAGGCUGGGUUUCUGCAGAACCUGUUCCAGAAACCCCAGGAGGUCAAACCGGAGGGGAGAGUUUUGGAAAAGGUUUCUGAGCAGACAUGGCGGGAAAUUGGUCGGAGCGAUCCAGCAUUGAUGAAGCAGCUGAUGGCUUCGGUGGACCGGCAGAAGUGGCAGGCGUUCCAACGGAACAUCCACCCUCUCCAGCUAACCAGGGACCGCAUCGCCAAGGAGGCAAAACGAUUGGAGGCACAAGUCCAGGAAGCUUUGAGCGCAUCCAGUGUUGUUCCAGAAGUGGACGUUGGUGGCGAGGAGGAGGAGAUAGUGCGCAACUUGGUGGAGGGGCGGGAGGCCAGGAUUGUGUUGAUCUCUGGGUUUGAGUCGUUCAACGUCGCGCUCUACAAGCAAGCGGCAGCGCAAGUGCGGGAGAGGUUCCCAGGGAUACGUGUGGAUGUCUUCAGUGACAGGGACAUCAACACAAAGAAGAAAGAGAUCGAAGCAGCCCUGGCAAAGGCAGACGUCUUCUUUGGAAGUCUGCUCUUCGACUACGAUCAGUGUGAGUGGCUCAAGGAGAAGGUCAGCAACAUCCCGGUGCGGCUCUGCUUCGAGUCCAGCCUCGAGCUCAUGUCUACCACGCAGAUUGGCAGCUUCACAAUGGCUGGCGGACAAAAGCGCGGCAUGCCCGCGCCGGUGAAGGCGGUGCUGAGCAAGUUCGGCGGCGGGCGCGAGGAGGACAAGAUGGUGGGGUACCUGAGCUUCCUCAAGAUCGGGCCCAAGCUGCUGCGCUUCCUUCCCGGCAAGAAAGUGCGCGACCUGCGCAACUGGCUCACCGUCUACGGCUACUGGAACCAGGGCGGGCUGGACAACGUGGUGAGCAUGCUGCUGUACCUCACGGACGAGUACCUGGUCAAGACCGGCCUCGCGCCCGUCACCCUCAAGGAGACGCCCGCGCUGGGGCUGUAUCACCCCGACUACGACGGUUACUUCGAGAGCACGUCCGCAUAUCUCUCGUGGCACCGCCGCACCAAUAAGACGCUGCCACCUGGCGCUCCCACGGUGGCCAUCUUAUUGUACCGCAAGCACGUGAUCACGAACCAGAAGUACAUUCCGCGGUUGAUCCGCGCCUUCGAAUCGGACGGCCUGCGGCCGCUGCCCAUCUUCAUCAACGGCGUGGAGGCGCACACGGUCGUGCGGGACCUGCUGACGACUAAGUAUGAGCAGGAUCGACGCAGCCGACGAAUUCUGGACAUUCCGUCGCUGAAGAAGGACGCAGCGUUUGUGGGUGCUGUGGUGAGCACGGUGGGCUUUCCGCUAGUGGGCGGGCCCGCAGGGACUAUGGAGGGGGGCCGCCAGGCGGAGAUUGCCAAGCAGAUCCUGAGCGCCAAGAACGUGCCGUACGUCGUCUCGGCACCGCUGCUUAUCCAGGACAUUCCCAGUUGGCUGCGCGAUGGCGUGCAGGGGUUGCAGAGCGUGGUGCUGUACAGCCUGCCCGAGCUGGACGGGGCCAUUGACGCCGUGCCGCUGGGGGGACUCGUCGGGGACGGCAUCCACCUGGUGCCGGAGCGAGUCCGCCGGCUGACUUCCCGCCUGAAGAAGUGGAUCUCCCUGCGCGCCAAGCCCGCGUCCGAGCGCAACGUGGCCAUCGUGCUCUACGGCUUUCCCCCGGGCGUCGGGGCCACAGGCACUGCGGCGCUGCUCAACGUGCCCCGGUCGCUGGAGGCGCUCCUCGGGCGGCUCAAACAAGAGGGCUAUGAUUUGGGGGAUGGUCCCGACGGCAUCAACGGCGAGCAGCUGAUUGAGGUGCUGAAGCAGUUGGACGAUGAGCGGGUGCUGAUGAAGGGCGAGGCGGGGGGAGACGAUGCGUUGGCAUAUGCGCGGACGCGAGUGGAGGGAAACGGAGGGCAGCUGCAAGCGACAACACCGCUGGUUAAGACCGUCGAUUACCGGACGCUCAAGCGAUGGAUCGGCGAGACGCUGACCGGCCGCAUGGAGCGCACGUGGGGCGAGCUGCACCGUUACCGCGGCAUCCGCAGCGACGCGACGGGCGCGAGCGUGGUGAGCGGGGUGCAGCUGGGGAACGUGUUCAUCGCGGUGCAGCCCCUGCUGGGCCUGGAGGGGGACCCCAUGCGCCUGCUCUUUGAACGGGACCUCACGCCGCACCCGCAGUACGCGGCCUUCUACAAGUGGCUCCAGAACGACAUGGCCGCUGACGCUGUUAUCCACUUCGGCAUGCACGGCACCGUCGAAUGGCUGCCGGGGUCGCCCCUGGGGAACACGGGCUCCUCGUGGUCGGACGUCCUACUGGGCGCCCUGCCCAACGUGUACAUAUACGCAGCCAACAACCCGUCGGAGUCGAUCGUGGCCAAGCGGCGCGGCUACGGGACCAUUGUGUCGUACAACGUGCCGCCAUACGGCCGGGCCGGCCUCUACAAAGAACUGGCGUCGCUCAGGGAGCUGCUGCAAGAGUACCGGGAGGAUCCCGUUGCCAACGCGUCGCUGCGCGGGUCCAUCGUGGGCGUCCUCUCCACGAGCGGCCUCGACUCGGACUGCCCCUUCCGAGAGGCCACGCCCGGCAGCGAGGCCGUAACGCUUGGGGAAGAUGACGUCAGCACCGUCAGCGACGCGGAGUUCGAUGCGUACGUCAGCCGGCUGUACGAGUACCUGUCGGUGGUGGAGAACCGGCUCUUCUCGGAGGGGCUGCACACGCUGGGGGAGCCACCCACUGUAGAUCAGAUGCAGCAGUAUCUUUCCGCUUACCUGGGGGACGACCUUCCGGAGCGGGCGGUCGAGGCCAUUGCAAGCACGCCGGGAGGUUUAGCCGAGGUGCGCGCGCGUUUGGAAGAGCUGUACCGGGAAGAGGGCGUGCCGGCGGUGCGCGAGGAGUACGAGCCCAAAGUGCGCGAGGCGCUGGAGGUGCGCGACCUGCUGAUGCGCAAUACCGAGGAAAUGGACUCCGUCGUCAAGGCGCUCAACGGCGAGUACAUUUUACCUGCCGUCGGCGGCGACCUCUUACGCGACGGCCCCGGGGUUCUUCCCACCGGGCGCAACAUCCACGCGUUGGACCCGUACCGAAUGCCCAGUGCGGCCGCCUGGGAAAGGGGAUCCGCCGUCGCCGCCAAUAUUUUGGAGCAGCACCGGGCGGAGCACGAAGGAGCGUAUCCCGAGACGGUGGCCGUCAUGCUGUGGGGGCUGGACGCGAUCAAGACGCGCGGGGAGAGCCUCGCGAUCGCGCUCGCGCUCGUGGGGGCCACGCCGGUGAAAGAGGGCACGGGCCGGAUCGUGCGGUUCAUGCUUGUCCCUCUCCCUUCGCUGGGGCGGCCGCGCAUCGACGUGCUGGCCAACCUGUCGGGCAUCUUCCGCGACAGUUUUGCCAACGUGGUGGAACUGCUGGACGACCUGUUCCGCCGGGCCGCGGAAGCGGACGAGCCGCCGGAAAUGAACUACGUGCGCAAACACGCACUCGAGCUGCAGUCCCAGGGCAUCGAGAAUAGUAGUGCGCGCAUCUUCUCAAACCCCGCGGGGGACUACGGAUCCAUGGUCAACGAGCGGGUGGGCACCUCCGACUGGAACGACGGCGCGGAGCUGGGCGACACGUGGCAGUCCAGGAACUCCUUCAGCUACGGCAGGGGCGAGCAGGGCGUGGCGCGGCCGGAGGUGCUGCGCGCGCUGCUCGCGAGCACGGACCGCAUCGUCCAGGAGAUUGACAGCGUGGAGUACGGCCUGACGGACAUCCAGGAGUACUACGCCAACACGGGGGCCAUGAAGGCCGCCGCCGAAACGCUGCGCGACGGCAAGAAGACGCAGUGUUCGAUCGUGGAGAGCUUCGGGAAGGACCUGACCGCGCGUGGCUUGGACCAGACGCUGCGGCUGGAGUACCGGGCCAAGCUGCUGAACCCCAAGUGGGCGCAGAAAAUGGCGGCGCAGGGGUCGGGGGGCGCGUUCGAGAUCUCGCAACGCAUGACCGCGCUGGUCGGGUGGGGGGGGACCGCGGACUUCAAGGAGGACUGGGUGUACGACCAGGCGGCGGAAACGUAUGCAUUGGACGCCGAAAUGGCAGCCAUGCUGCGGAAAGCAAAUCCUCAGGCGUUCCAGAACGUGGUGCGGCGUAUGCUGGAAGCCGCAGGCCGCGGGCUGUGGAACGCAGACCCGGAAACCAUCGAAAAGUUGCAGGAGAUCUAUGCGGAAAUGGAAGACGAGCUGGAGGGGGUGGUCAAGAAGUGAUCAACUCUUCUCCAAACGUGGGCUCGCGGGUGGUUCUCUAACCCGCGAAGUAACGGUGCACGAUAAUGUGCUCAAAUUGUCCUGAAUUCUGAUCAGAGAUCAAUAAAAUAGUCAUAGAUAAGCACCUUGUUUCGGAUAGCUUUUGCUUCACCUCGGCGCCAAUCUUGAGUCACGAACAGGUUGUACGUCCUUAAGUUUGAGCUGUUUUAUGUACAGGGUAAGCUAGGAAAGCUAGAUCUAUGCAGGUUUGUGGCAACUCUAGAGAGUGUGGCAAUGCUACACAGCCAGAGGUGGCGUACAUGAGUACUGGCUGCGAGACUAUUUUUAUUGCCUUCAUGUGUUCCGAGUUGAAAUUAU
Klebsormidium nitens is the source of this 5180-nucleotide messenger RNA. The record is from the annotation of a GenBank genome assembly. Lineage: Eukaryota; Viridiplantae; Streptophyta; Klebsormidiophyceae; Klebsormidiales; Klebsormidiaceae.